Molecule: messenger RNA, 1074 nt
Organism: Pestalotiopsis fici W106-1
Lineage: Eukaryota; Fungi; Ascomycota; Sordariomycetes; Amphisphaeriales; Sporocadaceae
Exons: 1
Coding region: 1-1074 (357 amino acids)
Biological process (GO): protein histidyl modification to diphthamide
Cellular component (GO): mitochondrion
Molecular function (GO): 2-(3-amino-3-carboxypropyl)histidine synthase activity; alcohol dehydrogenase (NAD+) activity; maleylacetate reductase activity
Source: RefSeq, a predicted model, not a curated record
AUGGAGUCUUUUGUUUACCAAUCAAAUCCGGCCCGAGUCAUCUUUGGGAGCGGCACGAUCAAUGCAGUUCCUGAUGAGCUCUCCAGACUGAACCUGACCAAACCAUUUCUCCUGUGCACGCCACAGCAGGUGGUGCAAGUAGAGCAGCUUGAAAAGGUCAUUGGCGGGACAGUGGUGGGCAAGUUUACCGAGGCGACAAUGCACACUCCAGUCGAAGUGACAGAAAAGGCCGCGGCCAGCGUGAAUUCUUCUGGUGCCGAUUGUGUCUUGUCCAUUGGGGGUGGCAGUACGAUUGGUCUGGGCAAGGCCAUUAGCUUUCGAACUGGCCUCUAUCAUCUGACUAUACCGACAACGUACGCCGGUAGCGAGGUGACGCCAAUCUUGGGGGAGACGGAAAAUGGACUCAAGACAACCAAGUCCAAUCCCAAGAUCCUGCCUGGAACUGUGGUUUAUGAUGUCGACUUGACCAUGACGCUACCGAUUGGGUUGAGCCUGGUUAGUGGUAUCAACGCCAUUGCCCACGCUGUGGAGGCGCUAUAUGCUCAGAACAGAAACCCAAUCAUUAGUCUUUUAGCGCAGCAGGGCGUCAAGUCUCUAGCUGGAGCACUGCCGGGCCUGAAAAAGGAUCCCAAGUCUCUAGAGCACCGACGGAAUGCGCUCUACGGUGCCUGGCUCUGCGGCACAUGUUUGGGCAACGUUGGCAUGUCGCUGCAUCACAAGCUUUGCCAUACCCUGGGCGGCACGUUCAACCUACCGCACGCGGAGACGCACACUAUCGUGCUGCCCCACGCGCUGGCUUACAACGCCCCCAAAACCCCAGAGGCAAUGAAGCUUCUUGCAGAGGUACUGCCAGGGAGCAACGGCGAUGCAGUGCGUGGUCUCAACAAUUUAUUGGAGAGCUUGGGAGAGAGCAGAGGUCUAAAGGACUUUGGUAUGAAGGAAGAAGACAUUGCCAAGGCUGCCGAGAUUGCCACCAAGAACGCAUACUGGAACCCGAGGGAGAUUGAGAGGGCUCCUAUCGAGGAACUCAUUAGGAGAGCCUGGGCUGGAGAAAAGGCAAGAGCUGAUCUUUGA